AUUUUUUGACGAAGCCUUUCUUCAACCUUAGCUCCGCCACUUUACAUGAAGUUGAUGUUAUAUCAGUAAUUUCAGCAGAAACUGAGUUUGCACUUUUUUCUUUUUACGUACUGAAAAAUGCCUAGAGUUAAGACAAAUCGUAUAAAAUACCCCGAGGGUUGGGAGCUGAUUGAGCCUACCUUAGUUGAACUGGAUGCUAAAAUGAGAGAAGCUGGCAAUGACUCAAAUGAUGGUAAAAGAAAGUGUGAAGCACUCUGGCCCAUAUUCAAGAUCGCACAUCAGAGGAGCAGAUAUGUAUAUGACCUUUACUAUGUAAGGAAAGAAAUAUCUAAAGAGCUGUACGAGUUCUGUUUGGAACAAGGUUAUGCAGAUCGCAACCUGAUUGCAAAGUGGAAAAAGCCUGGAUACGAGCGUCUCUGCUGCUUGCACUGCAUACAGCCCCGGGAUCACAACUUCGCAACUACUUGUGCGUGUCGUGUCCCAAAGCACCUUAGGGAAGCUGCUGUAAUAGAGUGUGUACAUUGUGGAUGUCAAGGCUGUGCAAGUGGUGACUAAUUGCUUCCGAGCUGUAUGUUAUGACAGCAGAUAUAUCCUGAAAGACUUUGGCUUUUUCUAUCUUUCUGAGUUUUCAAAGCAUUAGAAACCUUUGUCUGUAACAGGCUAGUUGAUAUACUUGACUUGCUUUAUUGGAAA
Lycium ferocissimum is the source of this 693-nucleotide messenger RNA. Its product is annotated as protein BUD31 homolog 1-like. Gene Ontology annotation, biological process: mRNA splicing, via spliceosome. Bases 118 to 555 code for a protein of 145 amino acids. Lineage: Eukaryota; Viridiplantae; Streptophyta; Magnoliopsida; Solanales; Solanaceae. The transcript is spliced from 4 exons. The record is from RefSeq and is a predicted model, not a curated record. Gene Ontology annotation, cellular component: spliceosomal complex; nucleus.